AUGUUGUUUAAUACUGCAUACGCCACACUGCACCAGUCUAGAAUGCGAGUAGAUACAACAAUUGAAAAGACAAACCCCCCACUCUCACUUACUCACUUCUCCGGCUAUGCAUAACUCCGGCGGCGGCGGAAGCGACGGCGUGUGCCACGUGGUGGCGAUGCCGUUUCCGGGGAGAGGCCACAUCAACCCGAUGAUGAACCUGUGCAAGAUCCUUGCAUCGAAGAGACCCAACGAGAUUCUCAUAACCUUCGUGGUCACCGAGGAGUGGCUUGGCUUCAUCGGCGCCGAGCCCAAGCCGGACGCCGUUCGCCUCGCCGCCAUCCCCAACGUGGUCCCUCCCGAGCGCCUCAAAGCCGCUAACUUUCCCGCGUUCUAUGAAGCCGUCGUGACAGAGAUGCAGGCGCCGUUCGAGCGGCUCCUCGAUCGGCUCCAGCCACCGCCGACAGCGAUCCUUGGCUGCGUCGAGCUCCGCUGGCCCAUCGCCGUAGCCAAUCGGAGGAAUAUUCCGGUGGCUGCGUUUUGGACCAUGUCGGCGUCGUUUUAUUCCAUGCUGCAUCACCUUGAUGUCUUUGCACGACACCGGGGUUUGACCGUCGAUAAGGAUACGAUGGAUGGACAAGCCGAGAACAUCCCGGGAAUUUCUUCAGCUCAUUUGGCAGACCUUCGAACUGUGCUUCAUGAAAAUGAUCAACGAGUCAUGCAGCUUGCUUUGGAAUGUAUUUCGAAAGUUCCCAGAGCAAAUUAUCUUUUACUCACCACAGUCCAAGAGUUAGAAGCUGAAACAAUUGAGUCCUUAAAAGCUAUAUUUCCCUUUCCAGUCUAUCCUAUUGGCCCUGCUAUACCUUAUUUAGAACUAGGACAAAACCCUUUGAACAAUGAUCAUAGUCAUGACUAUAUAAAAUGGCUAGAUUCUCAGCCACCUGAAUCAGUAUUGUACAUUUCUUUCGGUAGUUUCCUUUCAGUGUCUACUACCCAAAUGGAUCAAAUUGUUGAAGCACUAAACAGUAGUGAAGUUCGUUAUCUUUGGGUGGCUCGAGCCAAUGCUUCUUUUUUGAAAGAAAAGUGUGGAGAUAAGGGCAUGGUGGUGCCAUGGUGUGACCAAUUGAAGGUGUUGUCUCAUUCUUCCGUUGGUGGAUUUUGGAGCCAUUGUGGAUGGAAUUCCACUCUUGAAGCUCUCUUUGCUGGGGUGCCAAUGCUGACAUUCCCUCUUUUCUUGGAUCAAGUUCCAAAUAGCAGCCAAAUUGUGGAUGAGUGGAAGAAUGGGUCUAAGGUAGAGACAUCAAAGUUGGACAGUGAAGUUAUUGUGGCAAAAGAAAAGAUAGAAGAACUAGUUAAGAGGUUUAUGGAUCUUCAAAGCCAAGAGGGAAAGGAGAUCAGAGACAGGGCAAGAGAAAUCAAGGUUAUGUGUCUCAGAGCGAUUGCCGCAGGGGGAUCCUCAUAUGGGAACCUUGAUGCAUUUAUUAGAGACAUUUCAAAACCACUGACUCAUUAAGCAGCUUGGGAUCAAUAACACAACUAAGCAAUGUAUUAAUAAAGGGUUGGAUAUUGUUGUUGAAUGUAAGGAUGCAUAUAACAUUGUAAAAUGUCUCGUAACUGAAACUGAAGUGCUCUCUGAUUCUGAUAGCUGAAUUUGUCCUCUUAGAUUCAGCAAUUUGAGACGCUUGCUGCACAUUUUGUGUAAUAACUUAUCAAUGCUAAAGAGUGGAGUUUACUGCAGACAUCAA
Glycine soja is the source of this 1724-nucleotide messenger RNA. RefSeq names its product UDP-glycosyltransferase 87A1-like. Gene Ontology annotation, molecular function: UDP-glycosyltransferase activity. The transcript has 2 exons. Bases 107 to 1492 code for a protein of 461 amino acids. The record is from RefSeq and is a predicted model, not a curated record. NCBI's taxonomy places the organism in Eukaryota, Viridiplantae, Streptophyta, Magnoliopsida, Fabales, Fabaceae.